Cyanidioschyzon merolae strain 10D is the source of this 1644-nucleotide messenger RNA. Its product is annotated as probable ATP-dependent RNA helicase ROK1. The transcript has a single exon. The record is from RefSeq and is a predicted model, not a curated record. Gene Ontology annotation, molecular function: ATP binding; nucleic acid binding. Bases 1 to 1644 code for a protein of 547 amino acids. NCBI's taxonomy places the organism in Eukaryota, Rhodophyta, Bangiophyceae, Cyanidiales, Cyanidiaceae.
AUGAGUCAAGGCGCCUGCCAAGGCUCUUCCCAUACCUCAGAAACAACCGCUGAGCCGCUUGAACACUCAGAGCACUUCCAGCAGGUGCAACGCUUUCGACAUCAACACGGUAUCCAGGUCGAUCGCUUCUUAACAAGGCGCGAUGGCUACAAGAGCGUGUUCGAGAGCGUUCCGUGGGACCUCAUACCGGACCCUAUUCAAGCGUUCGUGCCGGAUCUUUUCGAGCGAUAUCCGCAGUACAGCGACGUUCUCGAGCAGGUCCUAGGCGUGCUUUCGGAGCACUUUGGCGCUACGUCACCUACCGCAGUCCAGUGCCAGGCGGUACCGUUGCUUCUUGAAGAGGCUUUCGACGUACUCACCUGUGCACCCACAGGAAGUGGCAAGACACUUGCAUAUCUUCUUCCGCUGUUCCUCAAGAAGCAGUCGGGGUUGGUACUCGUUCCCACUCGGGAGCUUGCCGAGCAGGUAACGCGAGUUGCAGCACAUUUCUGCGGACCUAGAGGCGUCCUUACGCAUGAAAUCCGCCGACUUUGUCAACCGAGUGACGUAGCCACCUGGUGGCAAGGCAGCGGUGAAUCACCGGCAUCCACAAAUCGUAAGGCAAGCAGCGAAACAGCGACUUCUGUCCAACGUCCAGCGUCGGGACCUGUUCUUGUCGUGGCGACGCCGUUGACGGCGAUCCAUGCGCAUGAGUAUGGUGCUGGUCAAGCAUCGGGGAGCGCCAGGUCUCCGUUUCCAGCGCCUUGCGAGACGAUCAUUCUAGACGAAGCUGAUCGUCUGUUGGAACCCUCGCUGGUGCCGACAGUUGAUCGGAUUCUGCGCAUUGUCCUUGAAGGAUGCCAAAAUGAGGGCGCAUCCAGCAAACGACCACGCAUACACUUCUUUUCUGCCACGAUGCCACCCAAUGCGGAUGAACUUGCUCGCACGGUGUGUGUCUCGCCGCUGCGAAUCAACAUCGAAGCCAAAGGUGGUAUGACCCGAACCGUUGCCUCCGUGGAGCAGCGGCUGCGGUUCUGUGGCUCAGGAAGCGAUCAGGGCAAGCUUCUUGCGCUGCGUCAGAUGGUCCUCGACGGGUACGAGCUUCAGCCACCAGCGCUCAUCUUUGUGGCAACUCAACGAGCCUGCGAAGCUGUAGCGAAGGAGCUCCGCUUUGCACUUCUGCAGCAUCUCAUGAAAACUACUGCUGGCAUUCCGCAAAUUGUGCGUGAACGACAGGCCAUGCUCCUGGGUACUCGAGUAGCUGCACUGCAUGCAGCCCGAGAUCGGGAAACACGGCGCCAGAUCUUGCACCAGUUCCUAGUUGGCCAAAUAUUUUAUCUAGUCUGCACGGAUCUCGUAGCGCGCGGUAUUGAUUUCAAGUGCGUGAAUACAGUGGUGAACUAUGAUAUACCCGCAGACGGCGUCACUUAUGUGCAUCGCAUUGGACGCGCUGGCCGGAACGGUCGCACCGGGAAAGCAAUCACGCUUUUCUGUGCCGAUGAGGCAGCGCAGGCGCGCACGUGUGCGCAUGUGAUGCGCCUCAGUGGCCAGAAUGAGUCUGUGCCUGAGUGGCUGCUCGGAUUGCCGAAGAAACCACGGAACAAGUCCAAGUCCAGGGGAAGCAAGCGAAAACAUCUCGAUCGAUCAGAGGGAAUGCGUGGAUGA